AUGAGUGAUAUGCCAGAACGUGAUCGACCCCGUAGGAAUAUUUUAGAUGAUCAUGAAAACAGAAUUCCGUUAGAAUUAAGGCAAGUUUUGACCCAGUUAGCUUUGCGUUAUAUUCUUGACCAGCCAGAAGACGGAAUAGAGUAUUGCUACGAAUUUUUUAUGCAAAUCUGGAAUCAAAGAAGGCAACAUGGUGAAAGUUCAAAUCAAGGAAAAAAUUAA
Messenger RNA from Gryllus bimaculatus (two-spotted cricket), 219 nucleotides. NCBI's taxonomy places the organism in Eukaryota, Metazoa, Arthropoda, Insecta, Orthoptera, Gryllidae. The record is from the annotation of a GenBank genome assembly.